Harpia harpyja (harpy eagle) is the source of this 3010-nucleotide messenger RNA. RefSeq names its product solute carrier family 23 member 1-like. The record is from RefSeq and is a predicted model, not a curated record. Gene Ontology annotation, cellular component: membrane. The coding region runs from base 70 to 1944 and encodes 624 amino acids. Gene Ontology annotation, molecular function: transmembrane transporter activity. Lineage: Eukaryota; Metazoa; Chordata; Aves; Accipitriformes; Accipitridae. Gene Ontology annotation, biological process: transmembrane transport. The transcript has 12 exons.
AUUUGGGAGGCUUUCCUCUUCUUACUGGUCUUUCUUUUUCAAGGCAGUUGGUGAAGGCAAGUGGAAGGCAUGACCCCCUCCUCAGACAAAGAGCUCAACGGGCUAGAUAACCCCAGCUUCGUGGGUGAAGAUGGGAGCUGCUCCUGCUCCUCGCUGGAUCGCGCUUCCCGGGGCCCACGGAAAGGCAGAGGCGGGGGCCACGGCGGCAGCAAGCUUGCCUACACCGUCACCGACGUGCCCCCCUGGUACCUGUGCAUCCUUUUGGGCAUUCAGCAUUUCCUGACAGCCAUGGGAGGUCUCGUAGCCAUCCCGAUGAUCCUCUCCAAAGAGCUUUGCCUCCAGCAUGACCUCCUCACCCAGAGCCACCUGAUCAGCACCAUCUUCUUUGUCUCAGGGAUUUGCACCCUGCUGCAAGUCCUCUUUGGAGUCAGGUUGCCUAUUAUUCAAGGAGGGACUUUUGCGUUCCUGACCCCCACCCUGGCCAUGCUGUCUCUCCCCAAGUGGAAGUGCCCUGCCUGGACACAGAAUGCCACCCUGGUGAAUGCCUCUUCACCAGAGUUCAUCGAAGUCUGGCAGACGCGGAUGCGAGAGGUGCAAGGAGCUAUCAUUGUAGCUUCCUGCUUUCAAAUCUUCGUUGGAUUUUCUGGCCUGAUCGGAUUUCUGAUGAGGUUCAUCGGCCCCCUGACAAUUGCCCCCACCAUCACCUUGGUUGCGCUACCUCUCUUUGACUCGGCUGGGGACGAGGCUGGGCAGCACUGGGGCAUAGCAUUCAUGACUAUUUCUUUUAUAGUUCUGUUCUCUCAGUACCUGAAGGAUGUCUCUGUGCCGCUGCCGUCCUACCAGAGAGGCAAGAAGUGCCACCUCUCUCCCGUCUACCUCUUCCAGAUCUUCCCGGUGCUGCUGGGGCUCUCCCUGAGCUGGCUGCUCUGCUACGUGCUGACGGUGACCGACGUCCUCCCCGCGGACCCCUCCAGCUACGGCCACCUGGCCCGGACGGACACCCGUGGGGACGUUUUGUCCCAGGCUCCCUGGUUUCGGCUGCCUUACCCAGGCCAGUGGGGAGUGCCAACCGUCAGCCUGGCUGGGAUAUUCGGCAUCCUAGCCGGGGUGAUUUCUUCCAUGCUGGAGUCCGUGGGAGAUUACUACGCCUGCGCCCGCCUGGCCGGGGCCCCGCCGCCGCCGAAACACGCCGUCAGCCGCGGGAUCGGGGUGGAAGGCAUCGGCUGCCUCCUGGCCGGGGCUUGGGGGACGGGGAACGGCACCACGUCGUACAGCGAGAACGUGGGGGCCCUGGGCAUCACCAAGGUAGGGAGUCGAACGGUGAUCGUUGCCGGUGCCUGCGCCAUGCUCCUGGGCGGCAUCUUCGGGAAAGUCGGGGCGAUGCUUGCCAGCAUACCCGCCCCCGUGAUCGGAGGCAUGUUCCUCGUGAUGUUCGGAGUUAUCACGGCAGUGGGGAUUUCCAAUUUGCAGUACACAGAUAUGAACUCCUCCAGAAAUAUCUUUAUCUUUGGAUUUUCUGUAUUUGCUGGCCUCACGGUUCCCAACUGGGCAAGCAAAAAUAGUACACUGCUGGAAACAGGAAUCAUCCAGCUGGACCAGGUGAUCCAGGUGCUUCUCACCACUGGCAUGUUUGUGGGCGGACUCCUGGGGUUUAUCCUUGAUAACACCAUUCCAGGAACACAGGAGGAGCGGGGGCUCCUGGCAUGGAAGCAUAGCCACAAGGGAGAGGCGGACAACUCUCAGCUCAUUUCCAAAGUCUAUGAUCUUCCGUUUGGCAUAGGUACCAGAUACGGUGCUCUCUCUUGGUUUCGGUAUCUCCCCGCUUGCCCCAAAAGACAACCUGGCGGCAAGAGAAUGGAUGAACUGAAGGCUGCUGGACGGGAAAGCAGUGUUAAAGCAAGCUCAGAAAGAGACUCUGAGAUAGGUGCUGAUACAAGGAUAUAAGAACUGGCCUGCAGGUGAACUCGUCUCAGAAGCAGAGGUCUGAAAAGUGCGUCUGCAGCCCCCAUCAUUUGAACAUAAGCUGGCAGCUGUUAGAGGCUGGAGUGGGAGAAUGAUAACGUCUUUCUCUUCCCAGCUCUGUCCCCUGCACCACUGGUGACAUGAAGGAGUUGUUUUUCUCCUCUCUGCUCCUGCCUGCCCACCACUGGGAAAAACAUAAUCCCUGUUGGGAAACACGAAAGCCCAAGAAAUGCCCGAAAAAGAUGUUCAGUCUCCUUCCUUGCGCUGAGCCUUGGGGACCCCAAGGAGCAGCCGUUCAGCUGAAGCAGAACUCUUUCUGUCCCCUGCCCUGGCCACUCAAGGGGCCACAGCAGAAGAAGGCAUCCCCGACGUGGCAUCCCUUGGGCUGAGGCCAAUCCCCACCACCUUAAAGAUCUGUAAAGGCAAUGCUCACCUCUCAGCUUGUGGUUUACACCUCAUCCUGGCCAAGGGGAAGGAGUGGGCACCUCUAGGUCAUGAUUCAUCUCAUUCCCUAUUGCCAUACUGUAAAGUCAGUCAAAUGAAUGUUGUUCUAAGAGAGGAGUCUAAAGUUAAUGGGAUGGAUUGUCUUCUGAACGUGCCUCUCCCACCUUAGACCGCAGAGGGAAUCUAGAGAUCUUACUUAGGUUCUUGACCUAACAGAAAAACCCAGCUUCACCGAAAUGAGUCCCACCUGGGGUGCUGGGGGCAGUGUCGGGGGAGCCAGCUUCCCCAGGGCACCAAACCCUACAAAGAUGAAAGAAUCGUCAUCAAAGAUGAAGGAGAAAAGUCUUCUGCUCACAAUCUGAUGCAUCCCUGCUACGUCCUGUGUCCCCCCACUCUACCUGUUUGGUCUGGUGUGGUGACUGUGCGGUGACAACCACUUCUCUGGAAAAUGGUUUGCAGAUUCUUGCUCCUGUCCGCUAUCAGCAGAAACAGCCUUAACCUAUAUGGCCAUAUAUGAUGUGAUUGCACGUGGUGCUGAUUGCCGGUGGUGUGUGAUAACACUGUUGCUGUAGCAUAAGCUUGUGUUUCCUGCACUGAGAUUUAU